UCCCUUCCCUCCCGUUGCCCCUCUCCUCUUCCUCCCGACCCCGGAUCCGUCCAUCCUGCCUAAAAUACUCGCCACCUUCCAUGAAAUCAGGCACCCACCCUCGACCAAGAAUACUACUCUUUCCAUGAAACUAUCGAGGUAGCACCGGAGUCGGACCCCACGUCCCCACGACGCGUCAACGCCGGUCCUCACCUUACCUUCCAGGAAAAUGCCGGCGUGAGGAGCCCUCACCGUCCCCGUCCGUCCGUCCGCGUGCUAUAUAGACCAGAGUUGGUGGGUGGGGGAAAGCGGAGACAAUUUUCUUGGUUGGUUGACGGAGAAGGAGGGCGCCCGCCAUGGAGAACUACCUCAACGAGAACUUCGGGGGCGUCAAGCCCAAGCACUCCUCCGACGAGGCGCUCGGCCGAUGGCGCAAGGUCGUCGGCGUCGUCAAGAACCCCAAGCGCCGCUUCCGCUUCACCGCUAACCUCGGCAAGCGAUCCGAGGCUGCCGCCAUGAAGCGGACCAACCAGGAGAAGCUGCGUGUUGCUGUGCUUGUUUCAAAGGCUGCACUUCAGUUCAUCCACGGUCUUGCCCCCCAGACUGAGUACACAGUCCCUGCGGAUGUCAAGGCAGCAGGCUAUGGCAUCUGCGCCGAGGAACUGAGCUCGGUUGUCGAGAGCCACGACCUCAAGAAGCUUAAAGCACAUGGUGGCACCGAGGGCCUCUUAUCGAAGGUGUCUACCUCAGAGUCUGAUGGCGUCAGCACGUCAUCCAAGCGCAAGCUUGCGUCCCGGCAGGAGAUCUUCGGCAUCAACAAGUUUGCUGAGACGGAGUCCCGCAGCUUCUGGGUCUUCGUCUGGGAGGCUCUCCAGGAUAUGACGCUUAUGAUCCUUGCUGCAUGCGCGUUCUUCUCGCUCCUCGUUGGCAUUGCCACUGAGGGGUGGCCCAAGGGCGCACAUGAUGGCCUUGGCAUUGUGUCCAGUAUUCUUCUGGUUGUGUUUGUCACUGCGACAAGCGACUACCGGCAGUCCCUGCAGUUCAAGGACCUUGACAAGGAGAAGAAGAAGAUCACUGUCCAGGUCACCCGGAGUGGGUACCGGCAGAAGCUCUCGAUAUACGAUCUUCUCGUCGGUGACAUUGUGCACCUUUCCAUUGGUGAUCAAGUACCAGCUGACGGUUUGUUUGUAUCUGGCUUCUCAUUGCUGAUUAAUGAAUCUAGCCUUACUGGGGAGAGUGAGCCAGUUGCUGUCAAUGCCGAGAACCCGUUCCUUCUGUCAGGCACUAAAGUGCAAGACGGUUCUUGUAAGAUGCUUGUCACCACAGUCGGCAUGAGGACCCAAUGGGGUAAACUCAUGGCCACCCUAACUGAAGGUGGGGAUGAUGAGACGCCAUUGCAGGUCAAGCUGAACGGAGUUGCCACCAUCAUUGGCAAAAUAGGCCUCGUCUUUGCAGUCGUCACAUUUGCAGUGCUCACUGAAAGCCUGUUCCGGCGGAAGAUCAUGGAUGGAUCGUACUUGAGUUGGACUGGUGAUGAUGCACUGGAGCUGCUUGAGUUCUUUGCUAUUGCUGUUACUAUUGUCGUUGUCGCAGUUCCUGAAGGCUUACCGCUCGCUGUUACCUUGAGCCUUGCAUUUGCCAUGAAGAAGAUGAUGAAUGACAAGGCACUUGUCAGACACCUUGCAGCUUGUGAGACCAUGGGCUCAGCAACCUCCAUUUGCAGCGACAAGACUGGCACACUCACAACGAACCACAUGACUGUUGUCAAGGCUUGCAUCUGUGGCAAAGUUAAAGAAGUGGAUAAUUCUUCAGAGACCAAGAGCCUAUUCUCCGAGUUACCAGAUUCUGUCAUGACAAUGCUCUCGCAGGCCAUAUUUAACAACACUGGUGGUGAUGUUGUCGUCAACAAGGAUGGCAAACGCGAAAUACUGGGCACACCAACUGAGACAGCAAUUCUAGAGCUUGGCCUGUCACUCGAUGGAGAUUUCCAGGCGGUGCGAAAAGCAACCACCCUUGUCAAAGUUGAGCCGUUUAACUCGGCAAAGAAGAGAAUGGGAGUGGUCAUCCAGCUGCCUGGGGGUGCAUUCCGUGCCCACUGCAAAGGCGCAUCAGAGAUCAUAUUGGCAUCUUGCAGCAAGUACCUGAACGAUCAAGGAGUUGUUGUCCCCCUUGAUAGUGCAACUGUUGCUCACUUGAAUGCUACCAUUGAUAGCUUUGCAAAUGAGGCACUUCGUACUCUGUGCCUUGCCUACAUAGAAGUCGGUGAUGGGUUCUCAGCUAAUGAUCCGAUUCCCGAGGAUGGGUACACCUGCAUUGGCAUUGUGGGGAUUAAAGACCCAGUGCGUCCGGGUGUGAAGGAAUCCGUCGCAAUCUGCAGGUCAGCUGGUAUUACUGUCAGGAUGGUCACAGGUGACAACAUCAACACAGCAAAGGCAAUUGCCCGGGAAUGCGGCAUUUUGACUGAAGGCGGUCUUGCCAUUGAAGGUCCAGAUUUUAGAACUAGGAGUGCAGAAGAACUGAAUGAAUUGAUACCCAAGAUACAGGUAAUGGCUAGAUCUUCACCACUUGACAAGCACACCUUGGUGAAGCAACUUCGGACUACAUUUGAUGAAGUUGUUGCAGUGACGGGUGAUGGAACAAACGAUGCCCCUGCACUUCAUGAGGCUGAUAUUGGACUUGCAAUGGGCAUUGCUGGAACUGAGGUUGCAAAAGAGAGUGCCGAUGUCAUUAUUCUUGAUGACAACUUCUCAACUAUAGUCACCGUUGCUAAAUGGGGUCGGUCAGUGUACAUCAAUAUUCAGAAGUUUGUGCAGUUUCAACUGACAGUCAACGUGGUUGCUCUUGUUGUGAACUUCUCAUCAGCUUGCUUGACAGGGAGUGCUCCCCUUACUGCUGUCCAGUUGCUCUGGGUCAACAUGAUCAUGGACACACUAGGAGCAUUGGCAUUGGCCACAGAACCUCCAAACGAUGAACUGAUGAAACGGACUCCUGUUGGAAGGAAAGGAAACUUUAUCAGCAACAUUAUGUGGAGGAACAUCAUGGGACAGGCAAUCUACCAGUUCAUUGUAAUUUGGUAUCUGCAGACAGAAGGAAAGUCGUUGUUUGGACUCAAGGGUGAUAACUCUGAUCUAGUCUUGAACACUCUCAUCUUCAAUUGUUUUGUGUUCUGCCAGGUGUUCAAUGAGGUGAGCUCUAGGGAGAUGGAGAGGAUAAAUGUAUUCAAAGGCAUUCUAGACAACAACGUCUUCGUGGCCGUGCUUGGCAGCACUGUCAUAUUCCAGAUCAUAAUCGUGCAAUUCCUUGGUGAUUUCGCGAACACUACCCCGCUCUCAUUCAAGCAGUGGUUCUCCUGCAUCGUCAUCGGCUUCAUAGGCAUGCCUAUCGCUGCGAUUGUCAAGCUAAUCCCGGUCGGUUCAAAUUAGGAUACCAUAACUAAUUUCAGUCAGAAACUGAAGUAAGGUAGUAGGACUACAGUUUGAUGAUGCCAAUGCAGUUCGGGCACUGUCAUGAGCAUAAGAAACUGCUCUUGCUGUGGAUCUAUGCCCUUUUUCUUUUGCAUUUUAUCUAGGGGAUGAGCCCAGAUUGUGCGCUUGAUUCUUCAGAAGUGUUGAAUAGACUCUUGUAGUUAUUUUCUCUAUGUUAUUUUCUUCAUAUUCUUUUCCAUUUCCAUGGAAUGUUCUAGCUUGGAAUUGUGUAUGGAUCUAUAUGAUAAGUUUGCAACAACCUAAAAUACUGGAAACAACUGUUUGGUACUA
Lolium rigidum is the source of this 3734-nucleotide messenger RNA. Its product is annotated as calcium-transporting ATPase 2, plasma membrane-type-like. Gene Ontology annotation, molecular function: calmodulin binding; P-type calcium transporter activity; ATP binding. NCBI's taxonomy places the organism in Eukaryota, Viridiplantae, Streptophyta, Magnoliopsida, Poales, Poaceae. Gene Ontology annotation, cellular component: membrane; intracellular membrane-bounded organelle. Gene Ontology annotation, biological process: calcium ion transmembrane transport. The record is from RefSeq and is a predicted model, not a curated record. The transcript has 7 exons. The coding region runs from base 336 to 3401 and encodes 1021 amino acids.